AUGUCUCGUAGCGCCCCAUUUACAAUUUCCGUGGCCAAUAAGUCUGGCGUGAUGCAAUCCUAUGCGAUCUUCAGUGACGCUCCGACUAUACGCCCCUCUGGAGGGUCCCCUGGCACCUCUACCAGGUCAACUAUACGCAUUAUCACUAGCGUCAAGGGUGUGAGCAGUGGGCAAGGCAUGGGCUGUUUUACCCUCAGCAAGAAACUGUACGCGACAUGCGGCACUUACGACGUUGACAGUGACCCCUCAGAAGGCGACGAAGAGCGGUCUCCAGUUGGCACUGGCACGGAAGUCAUUGACCAGAGGCCUGUGACAUUGGGUAAAACCGAUGUCAAAGGAAAAAACAUUGGGGGAACUCUACUAGAGGUUGAUUCUAGCGGUGGCUCCCCUGCGUUUGUGAACGGUGGUGAUCAGGAAGCGGCAGGCGAAGUCGAUUGCUUUGCCAUACGGACCCGGUCCGAGUUCACUUCACAGGAAGCUAAGCUAAACAAGUUCGUCCUGGGCUUCAGCUCUUCUUUGAGACACACAAUUGGGGCAUACGCCACCUUCGUACCUGCACCCAACCAGACCUACCAGGUCAAGCCUUCGAAGGUCUUUUACGUUGCCAUUGGCACUUACAACGCCCGAGACCUUGUCAAAGAGGGCCUACGUACAGCCACAGCGACAUUUCGUGUUGACUUUGAAGAGCUAAGCACAAAUGAUGUGCAGCUUGUCCAUGAUGAGCGCGGAAAUUUACAGAGACUGGUGUCUGGGAACGAAGAAGAAGAGUAG
Messenger RNA from Diaporthe amygdali, 771 nucleotides. RefSeq lists its product as uncharacterized. The transcript has 3 exons. Bases 1 to 771 code for a protein of 256 amino acids. The record is from RefSeq and is a predicted model, not a curated record. NCBI's taxonomy places the organism in Eukaryota, Fungi, Ascomycota, Sordariomycetes, Diaporthales, Diaporthaceae.